Molecule: messenger RNA, 838 nt
Organism: Momordica charantia (bitter melon)
Lineage: Eukaryota; Viridiplantae; Streptophyta; Magnoliopsida; Cucurbitales; Cucurbitaceae
Product: ribulose bisphosphate carboxylase small subunit, chloroplastic
Source: RefSeq, a predicted model, not a curated record
CAUCUCACAGUGCAAGGCCUCUCAAGCUCAACAACAACAGCGCCCUUACUACUCUACUACCUAACUAGCAGCUUCUAGUAAUCAACAAGAGGGGCAAAUGGCUUCCUCCUCAAUUGUCUCAUCCGCGGCCGUUGCCUCCGUCAACCGCGCCUCCCCUGCUCAGGCUAGUAUGGUGGCACCCUUCACUGGCCUCAAAUCCGCCGCCGCCUUCCCCGUCACCCGCAAGACCAACGACAUCACCACCCUCGCCAACAACGGCGGGAGAGUUCAGUGCAUGAAGGUGUGGCCUCCACUUGGAAAGAAGAAGUUCGAGACUCUGUCGUACCUGCCUGAUAUGACCGAAACUCAGUUGUUGAAGGAAAUUGACUACCUGAUCCGGUCUGGGUGGAUCCCCUGCAUUGAGUUCGAGCUGGAGCAUGGAUUCGUGUACCGUGAGCACCACAAGUCACCAGGGUACUACGAUGGGCGCUACUGGACCAUGUGGAAGCUGCCCAUGUACGGCUGCACAGACGCGUCUCAGGUGGUCAAGGAGAUCGAGGAGGCCAAGAAGGAAUACCCCAGCGCAUUCAUCAGGGUCAUUGGCUUCGACAACAAGCGCCAAGUGCAGUGCAUCAGUUUCAUUGUCUACAAGCCAUCAAGCUACUAAGUCUCGCCUCUUCGUUUCGCUUCCAUUGGGCUUCAACAACAUUUGAAUUUUUUUUCUUCUCUUCAUUUUACCGUUUUGGUUUGUCUCUUCAACCUAUGUUUAUUUCCCGGACUUUCCAAUUCGAAUUGGAAUAAAAUGAUGCUUUGAUUUCUCCUUCAAUCUAAUGCAAUCAUGUUCCCUGCUUUCGCCCAA